Molecule: messenger RNA, 1781 nt
Organism: Eublepharis macularius
Lineage: Eukaryota; Metazoa; Chordata; Lepidosauria; Squamata; Eublepharidae
Gene: TRMT5
Product: tRNA methyltransferase 5
Exons: 5
Coding region: 70-1590 (506 amino acids)
Biological process (GO): mitochondrial tRNA methylation; tRNA N1-guanine methylation
Cellular component (GO): cytoplasm; mitochondrial matrix
Source: RefSeq, a predicted model, not a curated record
UCCUUCCUCCCUUCCGGGGCGACGGUUGAUGAUGAAGCGAGCGGGGAGGCCUGAGGGGCAGAGGCCGGCAUGAGGAAUUUCAGGCGAUUAAAUGACUUCUUUGCUAGACUCCUGAAAAUAAACUAUUUUGGAAUGACUGCAUCAAAUACAUCACUCGCACCUGUCCGGGUACUUUGGAGCCAGUCUUUUGAUCAGCUGCCUGGCUGUCUCUCAGUAGCUCAGAGAAAUAAUUUCUCCACCAUGCCGCAGAUGCUGGACAAUAAAGCUGACCCCGACCUGUAUGUGCCUCAUCCCAGAGUACGUGGAAUGACCACCCUUGACCGAGCUGCUUUCACAAAGGAAGUGGUUGUCCCAGCGCUUAAGGUUAAAAAAGACAUCCUUCACAAACUGCUGAAGUCUCUCAAAAGUGUGCUGCUCAAGCGACCAGGUCUAAAGAGAGUAGCUGAUGAUCCAGAAGAUGAAGAUGGAAGGUUAAUUUUCCUCGAUCCUCAUAAAAUUCCUGCUGAAGGUUCACUGGGUGAAUCAGAGCAACAGGUCUUAAAGAGCUUUAACGUUAGCCCCGACAUAAUCAAGUACAACCUGGAGCUCACUUACGACCAUUUCAAGGUGGAAGAAAUUUUGCAAGCUGUACUACCUGAAGGUCAAGAAGUGAUCACUGCCUUUAGCAGAAUUGGUCACAUAGCGCAUUUGAAUCUAAGAGAGCACCAGCUGCCCUACAAACAUUUAAUCGGCCAAGUUGUCAUUGACAAGAAUCCAGGACUGACCUGCGCCGUAAAUAAAACCAAUAUCAUAGAAGGCGCCUAUCGAAACUUUCAAAUGGAGGUGCUAGCUGGAGAGGAAGGCGAUAUGAUAACAAAGGUUAAAGAACAUUACAUAUCAUAUGAAUUUGAUUUUUCCAAAGUCUACUGGAACCCCCGCCUCUGUACAGAACACUCGCGCAUCGUUGGCCUCUUAAAGCCGGGAGACUUCCUCUUUGACGUCUUUGCAGGGGUGGGGCCUUUUGCUGUCCCUGCGGCGAAGAAGAACUGCGUUGUGUUUGCAAAUGACCUCAACCCCGAAUCCUACAAAUGGCUGCAGCACAACUGCAAGCUAAACAGAGUGGACAAGAAAGUCAAAGUCUUCAACAUGGACGGCCGGGAUUUCCUGGAAGGGCCAGUGAAGGAAGCACUGGCUCAGCAGCUCUCCUCGAAGGAUCGGAAGCACUCCCUGCACAUCGUCAUGAACUUGCCAGCCAUGGCGAUUGAAUUCCUGGAUGUCUUCAGGCACCUUCUGUCCGGAGAGCCAGGAACCACUGACCUUCCCACGGUCCACUGCUACAGCUUCUCCAAGCAUGAUAACCCUGUGCAAGACGUGCAGGAAAGAGCUGAAGCCUGCUUGGGGACUUCCUUGGAGGGAUGCUGUUCCGUGUUUCUGGUGAGGAAUGUGGCACCCAAUAAGGAAAUGAUGUGCAUUAGCUUCCGCAUCCCAGCCGAGGUGUUGUACCAGGUGCAGCCUUCCACGGCAGGUGCAGAUAACCUCCAGGAACCAGCCUCCAAGCGCCUCCGCCCAUACGAAGAGUUGCUGGAAGAAAAAAUGACAGAGGCUGUUUAGGAGUCCCGACAUGUUAAAAGAAGGCCAAGCGACACUUGGGUUCUGUCCUUCAAGGUGGGCAUGCUUGUAAGAAGAAUUGAUGCUUGCCUCUGAAAAGUUCAUGCUGCAGCAUCGCUUUGUUUUUUCCAGCUCCAUCCAGUGGAGGGGUCCAUUUCUUUUACUUGAAAGAAGAUUAAAUUUUUAUUUUCCUA